AUGACACUGUGCAAUCUGAAAAUUCUCCCAGACGAACCAACGAUUGGUCAUAAGCCGGCCGCCCAUCGUUCGGUCGCCGCAUUCGAUUUGGGCGGUGGAUCGACCCAACUGACUUAUUGGCCGAACAACGAGGCGGUCUUCUCAGAACACAUUGGAUACGAGAGGGAUAUCGAUUUCUUCGGGCAUCACAUCCGUCUUUUCACUCACAGUUUCCUUGGCAACGGUCUAAUUGCCGCCCGUUUGAACAUUCUUCAACUGGAAACUGAUAAUGAUAUUGAGACGACGCAUCAGUUGAUUACCAGUUGUAUGCCAGAGGGAUAUCAGUUGACAGAGUGGGAAUAUGCACUCAAAUUUUGGAAUAUUAAUGGUUCGUCGUCUCACUCGUUCUCCACAUGCUACGACGUAACCAAAGCGUUCGUCGAAUCGAGUGAAAUAAUGCAUUUGCGAGAGCUGAAAGGCGCGCCAGUCUACCUGUUCUCCUAUUUCUUCGAUCGCGCUCUCAAUAGUGGUCUCGUGAGCGGAAACGAGGGGGGACAAAUUGAAUUACGGCAAUUUAAACAGGCAGCCGAGGUGGCGUGCCGCCGUGGAAAGUCUGAAAUUGAAGAUGACGGAAGUCAUUGGAUGCCGUGGCAGUGUCUCGAUUUGACAUAUAUUUAUUCGUUGUUGAGAGACGGCUAUCAGUUUGAGGAUAGCCAGCCGAUUGUGCUCGCCAAAAAGAUCAAAGGAAUGGAAGUAUCGUGGGGACAAGGUCUCGCGUUCGCCACCGCCAACGAGUUCCAACUAACCGAGGGAGCCAUCAAAAGUGUGCUCAACUCCACCGCCGACCAGAAUUCCACUGUCGUAGAUCAAAUUUUCGAUCUGGUCUACUCGGGAACGAAUCAAGUUCUUUCGUAUUUUAAUAUUAUUUCAGUUUAA
This is a messenger RNA of Caenorhabditis remanei, 915 nucleotides long. RefSeq lists its product as uncharacterized. NCBI's taxonomy places the organism in Eukaryota, Metazoa, Nematoda, Chromadorea, Rhabditida, Rhabditidae. The record is from RefSeq and is a predicted model, not a curated record. The coding region runs from base 1 to 915 and encodes 304 amino acids. Gene Ontology annotation, molecular function: UDP phosphatase activity; GDP phosphatase activity. The transcript has 3 exons. Gene Ontology annotation, cellular component: membrane. Gene Ontology annotation, biological process: nucleoside diphosphate catabolic process.